AAGACAUUUACCAAAGAUAUAAAAAUGAAUAAAUCCUGCUAAACCACUGUUCGCUCUUCCGCCUCUUCGCUGCACUCCUCGACGGCGCCACACGGCAACAGCCACAUCACUACUCCUCAGCACCGCCACAAGCCACAGCGCCGUCACUACGACAGGACCAAACGUCCGCUUCUUCGUCGCGGCGACUGCGGCGACCAGACUAGACCAGGCGUAGUGGAGGCAGAGCAGACUGCAGACGUCGACGGAAUCAGCGCUGCAGAAGUCAGACGUCCAGACCUCAUCAGUGUCAAAGACCUCUAAUUGGCUGUGUCUUCUUUCUCUGUAAUCCCAUUUGCUUUUCAUCUGCCACUGCUGCCACCUCCACCAGCUCUUCUGCCUAUGGAUUUUGAUUCAAUUUAUGAUACUGCCCGCGUGGCUGAAUUUAUCUGCCUUAAAGGCUUCAGAAGAGUAGCUCUCCAGUUCCCUGAUGAGCUAUUGAAGCAUUCAACAAAAAUAGUAGCAGCUCUGCAAAAGAGGAUUCGAGCUCUUGGAGAGUUAAACAUAGACACGAAGGAAGUCAAAUUGUAUGUAAUGGCUGAUACAACUUAUGGCAAUUGUUGCGUUGACGAGGUUGGAGCAGCUCAUGCAAAUGCAGACUGUGUUAUCCAUUACGGUCACACAUGCCUUAGUCCGACGUCAACACUUCCUGCAUUCUUUGUUUUUGGAAAAGCUUCAAUUAAUGUUCCAAGUUGUGUAGAGAAACUAUGUGGUCACGCAUUGAAGAAUGAAAAGCCAGUUUUGGUUCUUUAUGGACUUGAAUAUGCACAUGCGAUACCAGAAAUCAAAGAAGUGGCAAUCAAAGAAUCAUCAAGAUUGAAUAGCCCCUCAUCUAAAUUGGAAUUUUGUUAUGCUGAUGUUAUAAAUUCUGUUACUAGUCCAUCAGAAGAUUUUAGAUAUGUGAAUGGGAAGGAAGAAGCUGGUGACUGUGGAACUGGUAAUGAAAGCCGUUCUAAGGAAAUGGAUGCAACAUAUGCUAUAGGAGGGUUGUCUUGGAGCUUAACCAAGGGACAUAAAAUGGAAGAUUAUUUGAUUUUCUAUAUUGGUUCAGAAAAUUCAGCUUUUGCAAAUGUGUUAUUGACAUUCAACAGUUGUGAAUUAGUCAGAUAUGAUGCAACUAAAGAUUGGUUGGUAAAUGACUUCUCUUCUCAGAACAUGAUACUUAAGCGUAGGUAUUUUCUAGUUGAAAAAGCAAAGGAUGCUAGCAUAGUUGGGAUCUUGGUGGGAACUCUUGGAGUUGCUGGUUAUCUCCACAUGAUUCAUCAAAUGAAAGAGUUGAUCACAAAGGCUGGAAAGAAAGCUUAUACGUUUGUUAUGGGUAGACCAAAUCCUGCCAAACUUGCCAACUUUCCUGAGUGUGAUGUUUUCAUUUAUGUUUCUUGCGCACAAACAGCUCUAUUGGAUAGUAAAGAGUUCUUAGCUCCCAUUAUCACUCCCUUCGAAGCGAUGCUUGCUUUCAACAGAGGAAGUCAAUGGACAGGAGCAUAUAUGACUGAGUUUCGCGAUUUGCUUGGUUCUAUUCCGGUGGAAGUAAACGAGCAAUCAGAGGAAGCACGAUUUUCUUUCCUUCACGGUGGAUAUGUGGAAGAUUUUGAUCAGAAAGAGGUGGAUGAAGUGGAGGAUGGAGUUUCUGCAUUGGUGAGUAUUACAGAGAAGGCGCUACAAGUUCGUGACAAUGAGACUCGUUCAGUGAUGACGGGAAUAACAAAAUCGGGGGCAGAUUUUUUCGCAGCUCGGUCUUUCCAUGGUCUUGACAUUCAUUGUGAGAGUAACAUCUCUGAACCAUUUUUGAUAGGUAGGAGUGGGAAGGCUUCAGGGUAUACAGAUGAUCUGACCAGGCAGUAGAGUAACAUGUCAUGUCUUGCUAUAGAAAAUACCCAAUACAACUCAAGAUGUCAAAUUUUGUAUAAUUAUAUGUUUCACUAUAGGCUUGAUGUCACUAUAUUAUGUCAACUUUUUAUCUCUUGUAGAAAAGAUUUUUAUAACUAUGAUGGUUUAUUGCCGCUGUUGCAUUAGCAAAAAUGUUAAAAGUGGGUCUAUUUGACCUUGUCUUUGUUGAUAUAAAACCUCACAAUGCUUUUGCACCUUA
Messenger RNA from Ipomoea triloba (trilobed morning glory), 2125 nucleotides. Its product is annotated as 2-(3-amino-3-carboxypropyl)histidine synthase subunit 2. The transcript is spliced from 11 exons. The record is from RefSeq and is a predicted model, not a curated record. Gene Ontology annotation, biological process: protein histidyl modification to diphthamide. Lineage: Eukaryota; Viridiplantae; Streptophyta; Magnoliopsida; Solanales; Convolvulaceae. The coding region runs from base 379 to 1881 and encodes 500 amino acids. Gene Ontology annotation, molecular function: 2-(3-amino-3-carboxypropyl)histidine synthase activity.